Molecule: messenger RNA, 771 nt
Organism: Symbiodinium sp. CCMP2592
Lineage: Eukaryota; Dinophyceae; Suessiales; Symbiodiniaceae
Source: the annotation of a GenBank genome assembly
AUGGUACCCUUUAAAGGAACCUCGUUUCAGGUCGUCGGGUCCUUCGAAGCAAUUCGUUGGUACCUGCGCGAGGCCAAGAAGCGAAUCGACCGGAUCCACCCGAGACUCCGCGACAACGCAGGCCUCGUCACCAGGCUCGCCGACUACGAGGAGUCUUGGCAGAAUGGGGCCCGAUAUCUUCUGCAGACCAUGAUGUUGGAUGCCAACAACGACCUCGUUGCCGAGUGCAAAAUUGUCCAGAGGCUAACCCCGGCUCUCCGCAGCAUGUGCGCCGGCUACGACGUGGAGCUCUUUUUUGUGCUUCCGAGGAUCGUUCUCCUCUGCUGCCUGGAGAAGCCCGACGACCCACGAGUGGGUCUGCUGAAAGAUCUGCUGCCACACCAUUUUGACAGCUACGGAAAGAAGAAAAGCGUAAGGCACUGGCAGCCGGGACCUGGACUCAAGAAGCUGCUCACGCAGUACCAGGAGGUGCGCAAUCAGCUGAUUGUCUCCGGCGACGCCGCGCCGCAGGUCACGUUUCUUCGGAAAGCAGUCGGUGGCUUCAUCGGCGCAGCCGGUGCGGAGUGUCCCCAGGAGGACGAUGGCCUGCGGCACCUUCCCCCCAGUGUCCGAGAUCAGGUGGAGGCGUUGAUGCGAGAGGUCGAGGGAUGGAGUCUGGAGCUGCAACGCCACAAUGCGCAGGCCUGGAAUCAGUGCGGCUCAGUCUUAGUCCAGUCCCUCAACGGGACUCUGCAGAGGCAACUGCUGCUACCUCCGACGUUCCGGGUGUGA